GUUCGCGUGCACGCGCCCCAGAGCCGUUAGGGUGGAACUCUCUCCUGGGCGGGGCGGGUGGAGCAAAUACAGUUGGACGCCAGUUGGUGGAGCCCCCGCGGGAAACAACUAAGCGCGAGGAGCGUGCGCGCUCACGUCCCGACGACGGCGGCGGCGAGCGGCGUCAGAGCUUGAAGGGGGGGGCCGACGGCUUCUGGCGGGUGGCGGUGUUGGAGGCGAGAGCUUGCUUAGCACGUACCGCUUCUAUCCCAAGAGCCGACGGAGAGUGAGGGAACGAGGGCUGCUUUCGGGGGCUGCUGCCUUCUUCUUACACAUCGUCGUGAGGAGCGCAGUCGGGACUCUCCUACAAGCCCUGCGGCUCCCUUUCCACACGCCUUGAGGCGGCGGCGGCGGCGGCAACUGAGACAGCGUCUCACCUUCCCCCACCCCUUCCCCUGUCCCCCCUGCCCGAGAGGGCCCGGUCUGCGCCCCACCCCCGCCCGCUUGCUACGCCGCCGCCAUGUCGGCGCAGGCCCAGAUGCGCGCAAUGCUGGACCAGUUGAUGGGCACCUCCCGGGACGGGCCCUGGUGGUGGCAACCGCCUGUGUGCCACUGAAAAUCGUGCCGAUGCCUGGCAUACUGCAUAAAUGGAAGCAGGGUACCGCGCAUCAUGGGCUAAGGAAAAAGAGCCCUGGGCUGAGACUCAGGAGACCUGGUUUCUAGCCCCAGCUGUACCUCUAAUUGUAACCUUGGCCUUCACAGUUGUUGAUCACAUAGCAUGGUCAUCCACUCACAGCUUAAAAAAAUACAGGGAGCAUCGGAGAGAAUGGGAGAUACUACUCGUCAACGAAUCAAAUUCAGUGAUGACAGAGUAUGCAAGAGUCACCUUCUCAACUGUUGUCCCCACGAUGUCCUCUCUGGAACUCACACAGAAUGUAUCUUUUGGAAGAGAGGUGUUUGCCAGCCUUCAGCAAGAGAUUCUUACUUUGUUCAUACUAUGUCCUAGAAUGGAUCUUGGAGAAUGUCUGAAAGUUCAUGACCUGGCUUUAAGAGCAGAUUAUGAAAUUGCGUCCAAAGAACAAGAUUUUUUCUUUGAACUUGAUGCUAUGGAUCAUCUUCAGUCAUUCAUUGCAGAUUGUGAUAGAAGAACAGAAGUGGCUAAGAAAAGAUUAGCAGAAACUCAAGAAGAGAUCAGUGCUGAAGUGGCAGCAAAGGCAGAACGUGUUCACGAGUUAAAUGAAGAAAUUGGUAAGUUGUUGGCCAAGGUGGAACAACUAGGAGCUGAAGGAAAUGUGGAAGAAUCUCAGAAAGUAAUGGAUGAAGUAGAGAAAGCACGGGCAAAGAAAAGAGAAGCAGAGGAAGUUUAUCGGAAUUCUAUGCCAGCUUCCAGUUUCCAACAGCAGAAACUUCGAGUCUGUGAAGUCUGCUCUGCCUAUUUAGGUCUUCAUGAUAAUGAUAGACGACUGGCUGAUCAUUUUGGGGGUAAACUGCACCUGGGAUUUAUUGAAAUAAGAGAGAAGCUUGAAGAAUUAAAGAGAGUUGUAGCUGAAAAACAGGAGAAAAGAAAUCAGGAACGCCUGAAACGAAGAGAAGAAAGGGAGAGAGAAGAAAGAGAGAAGCUGAGGAGGUCUCGAUCACAUAGCAAGAACCCCAAAAGGUCCAGGUCCAGAGAGCAUCGCAGACAUCGGUCUCGCUCCAUGUCACGGGAACGGAAGAGGAGAACUCGAUCCAAAUCUCGGGAGAAACGCCAUCGCCACCGAUCGCGCUCCAGCAGCCGCAGCCGCAGCCGCAGCCACCAGCGCAGUGGGCACAGUUCUAGAGACAGGAGCAGAGAGCGAUCCAGGAGGAGAUCCUCAAAAGAAAGAUUCAGAGACCAAGACUUAGCAUCACGUGACAGAGACAGGAAUUCAAGAGACAGAUCACCUCGUGACAGAGAUCGAAAAGAUAAGAAGCGGUCCUAUGAGAGCGCUAAUGGCAGAUCAGAAGACAGGAGGAGCUCUGAAGAGCGCGAAGCAGGGGAGAUAUAAUUAGCUGUGUACAUAUCCUCAAUCCUUAAGCUUCCUAUGGAGUUACAUACUAUUGUUUAGUUUACAGCUGUUGGGGGUAACAGUGAGCAGUUCCAGACUCCGAUCCAAAUAGGCUAGAUGCGCAGUAUCUAACUUGAUCUGAACUGAACUUGUUUCCCCGAUGAAGCCUAAAACUACAUCCAUAGUUUCUGGUGAACCUGUAAUGCGAUUCUGAAAGUACAGUUUUAUAUAAUAAGAUGCUGAUAUCUUUAUUCUUUCUAGUAGGAGUGAUAGUGAACGAAUUGUGUUGCUUGCCUUGGGAUUUUUGGAACAUUUGUAAAAUGCUGUCUUCCUUUCUAGUCCACAAACAAACAGCUUUCAGGAUUUUUCUUUUUAAUUCUUCUUCCUCUGACUUUUGUAUCCCCUAAUACCUCCACCCUCUAUCAGAGAAAGGGGGAGCAGGGAAGCAAUAUAACUUCUGUUCUAAGGUUCUGUUCCCAUUUAUUACUAGCUGAUUACAGAGCAUUUAUACUGGAAAGUGUGCUGGAGAAAUUUAAAUACUGAGAGUUUUUGUUUUGUUUUACGGUGCCUAUUUAGAGUUGGAAGUUGAACAGCUGUUGCAUUACCUACUUUGCUUUUUUUAUUGAAAUUUUGAAAUCAAACGUCUUGAUUUUUCUGUUCUAUUGAAUUGCUAUGUUCAGGAUGUUUUGGAAAGGGGGGUGGGGGCAGGGACUCUUUCAUAAGCACUUGUUUUAUUUUGUGUGUGUGGAGUAUAAAGGCUACAACCUUAUUGUAAAGAUUAAUAAAAUGAAACAAUCACCACCACCAUCAUUAAACUGUAACUUGUCUAGUAAAUUGUCACUAGAACUA
This is a messenger RNA of Mustela lutreola (European mink), 2855 nucleotides long. It is a transcript of the gene LUC7L2, whose product is annotated as LUC7 like 2, pre-mRNA splicing factor. Gene Ontology annotation, molecular function: mRNA binding. The record is from RefSeq and is a predicted model, not a curated record. The transcript has 14 exons. Bases 627 to 2006 code for a protein of 459 amino acids. NCBI's taxonomy places the organism in Eukaryota, Metazoa, Chordata, Mammalia, Carnivora, Mustelidae. Gene Ontology annotation, cellular component: U1 snRNP; U2-type prespliceosome. Gene Ontology annotation, biological process: mRNA splice site recognition.